AUGAUUUAUGUUGUAAGAGGACAAUUGGCUCUAACGAAUUUAACAGCGUAUAUAGCUAAUGCUCAUAUGAUGAGCGUGACGUGGGAUUUACCACCGAAUUUAAAUGCUAUUGAUAAAGUAUUUAUAACAAUAGAGGAUGUUGAAAGUAAUCGAACAAUACAAAUGCAAUCAUUCGAUAAUAGUAUUAAAAAAUUAGAUAUACAAAUAAAAGCAAAUGAUGCAUACAGUGUACAACCAAACAGAACAAUAAGAUUUUCUGCUAGAUGUUCAGAUAGAAAUGGCCAAAAUUCAACAACGACAGUCUAUCAAAUGUAUAUCAAUAUGAAAGAUCCAGCACCAUUAAAUGUUCGAGUAUUUCGUGUUAAUGACACAUCUAUCAAUGUAACUUGGGAUCCUAUUUCUUAUCCUGAAGUGUCGAGAUAUACUGUUUAUUACAAUGACAAAUCAGAAACAAAAGAUAUCGAAAAAUGGCCACUAUAUGCACUAUCACCUCAUACAUCAUCAGCAUUAAUUAGUGAUUUAAAACCGGAUGUUAUUUAUAAUAUUCGUGUUAAUGCUGAGUUUAUCGUAAGAAAAGACAGUAUACAAACUGGUUUUUAUCCUGAGCCUCAAUUUAUAACACAGUAUGACGAUUUGUUGAGUAGACCAACUGACAUGACUUAUACAGAAGUGACGGCGAAUAGUAUUCGAAUUUGGUUUUCUUUUGAAGACAAAAAUCCUCAUUAUAGUCGGAAAGUACAAAGAUUAGAAGUACAUUAUGAAGGUGUCCAAAAUUAUAUCGAUAGUUUAGGCAUACCACGUUUUAAUUCUCAUCGUAAUUCAGCUGGUCUUAUCACAUUACCAGCAGAUGGCGAUAUUAAUCGCGAAUGGCUUGUCACAGGUUUAGCAGCUAACACAAAUUAUACAUUGAAUUUAAGCGGAACAACAGCCGACGAUUCAUAUCCAUCUGCUCAUUACAAUGUUAAAGUUUAUAGUCGUCCAGCAACAAUUCGAUUUCAAACAGAUUAUGAUUCACCGCCCUAUGUGGAUCGACCGGAUAUAAUUAAACGUGAAACUAUCAUUAGUAAGACGGUACCAUUAAGUUUACAUAAAGCAUCAACUAAAAAUGGACCAAUUGAUCGAUAUUAUAUUGUUGUACAUUUAUUUGAAAAAGUGACGUAUCAAUCCUAUGUUCCUCAAGAAGGUCGGAAAGAAUGCUGUUAUACAGCUGCUGUAUUUUCAUCAGACAAACUUCCCGAUGUAUUUACUCUUGGUGAUGGUAGAACAACAAUAGAUUAUUAUCCAUUUGCUCCAAAUAUUUAUAACAAUUCGCCAAUAGAAACAAACUGUAAGGUUAAACUUGUCUCAUGGGGAUUUAGUCGAAAGCAAGAGAAUUUGACAACAUCAAGUGCAACAACUCAGAUUCUUUUAAGUUCAAAACCUAUUCGAGCAAAUCAAGAUUCAAUGAACAAUUUAUUAUGGAUAUUCGGUGUUGUUAUUAGUAUAUUCAUUAUUUUUAUUAUAUUAGUCGUUUUCACUGUUAAAUAUAGUCGCACGAAAAAGAAGCCAAUUACGCCACCACCUGAAUCUGUUCCAUUCGAUUUAACGCCAAAAAUGUUAACAAUGGAAAUGCCCAUACUACCUCCAGCCAUUUCGCCAGCAUCAUCUGGCGAACCAGUUGAACUGAGACGUACACAUUGUAUUACAGCUAGUAAUACUUAUAGUGUAACAACUCAUCCACCUAUUCAUGUCGACGAAUUUGCAGCGCAUGUUGAACGCUUAAAAGCAGCUGAUAAUUAUAAAUUUUCACAAGAAUACGAAUCCAUUGAUCCCGGUCAACAAUUUUCGUGGGACAACUCAUUAUUGGAAUAUAACCGUCCAAAAAAUCGUUAUGCAAAUGUUAUUGCCUAUGAUCAUUCAAGAGUUGUGCUGCGACCCAUAGAUGGCAUACCGGGAAGCGAUUAUAUAAAUGCAAAUUAUAUGGAUGGUUAUAGAAAGCAAAAUACAUAUAUUGCAACACAGGGUCCGUUACCCGAUACAUUUGGCGAUUUUUGGCGGAUGGUAUUUGAGACAAAUUCAGCAUGUAUUGUUAUGAUGACAAAAUUAGAAGAACGAAACCGUCUCAAAUGUGAUCAAUAUUGGCCGUCAAGAGGAACAGAAACAUACGGUCCUAUCCAAGUGACAUUAACAGACUUGAUUGAACUAGCGUCUUACAGUAUAAGAACAUUUAAUAUAGCAUGGAUUGGUCAUCCUGAAAAACGUGAAAUACGUCAUUGUCAAUUUACAGCAUGGCCUGAUCAUGGAUUACCAGAUCAUGCAACAUCGUUUCUAAUGUUUUUGAGGCGUGUGAAAACAUUAAAUCCACUUGAUUCCGGUCCGAUUAUCGUUCAUUGUAGCGCUGGUGUUGGUCGGACGGGAUGUUUUAUUGUAUUGGAUGCCAUGGUUGAUCGUUUGAAACACGAAAAAACAGUUGAUAUAUACGGACAUGUCACAUUACUGAGAUCACAACGUAAUUACAUUGUUCAAACAGAGGAACAGUACAUAUUUAUCCAUGAUGCUGACAACGAAGCGAUUCAGUCCGGAUAUACCGAAAUAUUAGCCAAAAACUUAUUUACACAUUUACAACGUUUAUUACAACCGAUCAACGAUAGUUCAUUAACAGAAAUGGAACUGGAAUUUAAACGAUUAGCCAAUGUCAAAGCACAACCGUCCAAAUUUAUUAGUGCUAAUUUACCAUCAAAUAAAUUCAAAAAUCGCUUAGUGAAUAUAUUACCAUAUGAGAAUACACGUGUUUGCCUAUCGCCAGUACGUGGUAUCGAUGGAUCGGAUUAUAUAAAUGCCAGUUAUAUUGAUGGUUAUCAUUCUCCAAAAGCAUACAUUGCUACUCAGGGACCGCUAUUGGAGACUGUUGAUGAUUUUUGGAGAAUGUUAUGGGAGCAUAACUCAACAAUUAUUGUCAUGUUAACAAAAUUAAAAGAAAUGGGAAGAGAAAAAUGCGUGCAGUACUGGCCAAAUGAACAUUCUUCAAGAUAUGGUUAUUUUGUUGUUGAUCCAAUUGCUGAAUACAAUAUGCCACAAUAUGUACUAAGAGAGUUCAAAGUGACAGAUUCUAGAGAUCGUUUAUUUCGAACAGUUCGUCAAUUUCUUUACACUGAAUGGCCAGAUCAAGGAGUACCUAAAUUUGGCGAGGGUUUCAUUGAUUUUAUUGGUCAAGUUCAUAAAACAAAAGAACAAUUUGGUCAAGAUGGACCCAUAAUAGUUCAUUGUUCAGCUGGUGUUGGACGAACGGGAGUAUUCAUUACACUUAGCAUUGUAUUGGACAGAAUUCGAUAUGAAGGAGUUGUUGAUGUAUUUCAAACAGUAAAAUUACUGAGAACACAAAGACCAGCUAUGGUGCAGACAGAGGAUCAAUAUCAAUUUUGUUAUCGUGCUGCUUUGGAGUAUCUUGGCUCAUUUGAUAAUUUUUCAUCCUGA
This is a messenger RNA of Didymodactylos carnosus, 3453 nucleotides long. Lineage: Eukaryota; Metazoa; Rotifera; Eurotatoria; Philodinida; Philodinidae. The record is from the annotation of a GenBank genome assembly.